Messenger RNA from Physella acuta, 1388 nucleotides. RefSeq lists its product as uncharacterized. NCBI's taxonomy places the organism in Eukaryota, Metazoa, Mollusca, Gastropoda, Physidae. The record is from RefSeq and is a predicted model, not a curated record.
AUGUGCUACAGAUAUCCCAUCCAGUGCUACAGAUAUCCCAUUAGUGCUACAGAUAUCCCAUCCAGUGCUACAGAUAUCCCAUCAUGUGCUACAGAUAUCCCAUCAUGUGCUACAGAUAUCCCACCCAGUGCUACAGAUAUCCCAUCAUGUGCUACAGAUAUCCCAUCAUGUGCUACAGAUAUCCCACCCAGUGCUACAGAUAUCCCAUCAUGUGCUACAGAUAUCCCAUCAUGUGCUACAGAUAUCCCAUCAUGUGCUACAGAUAUCCCAUCCAGUGCUACAGAUAUCCCAUCAUGUGCUACAGAUAUCCCAUCCAGUGCUACAGAUAUCCCAUCCAGUGCUACAGAUAUCCCAUUAGUGCUACAGAUAUCCCACCCAGUGCUACAGAUAUCCCAUCAUGUGCUACAGAUAUCCCAUUAUGCUACAGAUAUCCCAGCCAGUGCUACAGAUAUCCCAUCCAGUGCUACAGAUAUCCCAUCAUGUGCUACAGAUAUCCCAUCAUGUGCUACAGAUAUCCCAUCAUGUGCUACAGAUAUCCCAUCAUGUGCUUUAGAUAUCCCAUCAUGUGCUACAGAUAUCCCAUCAUAUGCUACAGAUAUCCCAUCCAGUGCUACAGAUAUCCCAUCAUGUGCUACAGAUAUCCCAUUAUGUGCUACAGAUAUCCCAUCCAGUGCUACAGAUAUCCCAUCCAGUGCUACAGAUAUCCCACCCAUUGCUACAGAUAUCCCAUCAUGUGCUAUAGAUAUCCCAUCCAGUGGUACAGAUAUCCCAUCAUGUGCUACAGAUAUCCCAUCAUGUGCUACAGAUAUCCCAUCAUGUGCUACAGAUAUCCCAUCAUGUGCUACAGAUAUCCCAUCAUGUGCUACAGAUAUCCCAUCAUGUGCUACAGAUAUCCCAUCCAGUGCUACAGAUAUCCCACCCAGUGCUACAGAUAUCCCAUCCAGUGCUACAGAUAUCCCAUCAUGUGCUACAGAUAUCCCAUCAUGUGCUAUAGAUAUCCCAUCCAGUGGUACAGAUAUCCCAUCAUGUGCUACAGAUAUCCCAUCCAGUGCUACAGAUAUCCCAUCAUGUGCUACAGAUAUCCCAUCAUGUGCUACAGAUAUCCCAUCCAGUGCUACAGAUAUCCCAUCAUGUGCUACAGAUAUCCCAUCAUGUGCUACAGAUAUCCCAUCAUGUGCUACAGAUAUCCCAUCUAGUGCUACAGAUAUCCCAUCCAGUGCUACAGAUAUCCCAUCCAGUGCUACAGAUAUCCCAUCCAGUGCUACAGAUAUCCCAUCCAGUGCUACAGAUAUCCCAUUAGUGCUACAGAUAUCCCAUCCAGUGCUACAGAUAUCCCAUCCAGUGCUACAGAUAUCCCAUCCAGUGGGUCCUAGGACCUUUGACCACAG